Xyrichtys novacula (pearly razorfish) is the source of this 5911-nucleotide messenger RNA. The record is from the annotation of a GenBank genome assembly. Lineage: Eukaryota; Metazoa; Chordata; Actinopteri; Labriformes; Labridae.
GCUGAAUCUCAGUGGUCUUCAUCUUUGAAUCAACUUGGACAACUUCUAACAAGGAUAAUCCAUCACUUCAGUCACUGGAAUUACUGUGUCACAGGUGCAGACAGGUGACUGUGUUUACUAGGAAUUGGACAGAAAAUUUGCCUUCUGAGAUUUAUUGACUUUGAUCAUCAUGAAAAUGUUAAUCAGCAUGCAAAUCAGCUCCUGCUGCCAUCGACUGUUUUGACAUCUUUGUAUAAACAUCCUAUUCCACACCCUUAUGCAAUCGGGAGUUUGAUAUGAUAUCUGCAACAGAAACAGGUGAUCAGCAGUCAGUCAGUUUGGAGAUUUGAGAGGACGGUCACCUGAAGAGUCUGCAGACCAGGUGGGAACUUACAUUCACGACUUCAUGAUUCUGGUUGGUGUUCUGGUUUCUGACUGUAGUUUAGUUUGAGUUAUAGAAAGUUUGUUUGUUAUAUUUGGUAGUGUAUGUAUUCGAAGAACGGAUUUGAUUUAAAUUAAGUGUCCUUUGUUUUCGUCAGGUGUCCAUCUUCGAAGAUAAAAAAUGUGGACCAACUCCUCAUCCAUCCACAACUCCUCUCUUAAUUUGUCACACAACGAUUGCACAAUUGAUGUCGCUUUCCAAAGUUAUAAUACAGCCUUCAGCCUUCUCAAAGUGGCCCUCAUCGCCCCUCUUACCUUCAUCAUCCUCUAUCUGGCUUACCAAAGGUGGAAGCAGCAGGGUUCCUGGACAGCUGAGAGCCACUGUGACGUCUUCACCUACCACCUGGCUGUCAUGGAGUUGUUCACCAUUUUAGGGACAGCUGUGACACUUCUGGGCAAUUUCAGCAGGUUCAAAAUCAUUGUGCAAGUUGGCAUGAACCUUAUUACUGUCCCUUACUGCGGAGAAACCCUUUUUCACGACCUGACCUGUGUGGAGCGAUACCUGGCUGUUGUUCAUCCUCUUACCUACAGGGGGCUGAAGACUGCUCGUGGGGUCAGGAUCAGGAAUGUCAUGAUUGGAUGUGUUUGGUUAGUCUCUUUAGGAUGGAUGGUUAAUGUCGUUGUACCAAAUGAUAGUAGAACCUUUAUCUUACUUUUGUGCAUGAUGGUCAGCUCUUUGGUCGUCAUUUCUUUCUGCAGCUUGUCUGUUCUCUGCGCUCUGAUUCGCUCCAAGCCAGGGGAUGAAGGGCGGGGCAAAGACAGAGUUGACAAAUCUAAGCAAAAGGCAUUUUUCACCAUUACGGUUAUUUUGGGAGUGCUUUGGUUAGGGAUCCUGGGCUUCAUUGUUGCCCUUUUCAUGAACACCUUACCUUUAUUGAACACAAAUCUUAAGUGUAUGGUGUUAGCGUUUUCUUCCCUCUUUAAUCUGCCCAGUGGUUUAAUGUUACCUCUGCUGUAUCUACACAGGACGGGGAAACUGUCAUUUUGCCUCCAGACUGGCGGACGAGGUUGAGCAACAUCAACCAUCUUAUCAUUUUUUCUGCAUCAGCGCGGCUAAUGUCAAAACAGACUCCUCUAACUGUUUAAGCCCUCCUUUUCCCUCUGCUUCCUCUGUAAACUACGACUCACCUCCACCUGAACUCCUGCUUUUCAUGUUGUAUCUGAUUUUACCAGCGUUGUAUGUAUUGCUACCAAGUGUCCCCAGUAGCCAAAUGCGAAUUGAGUGAUGUUCAAAGUAAAGUCGAUUGCAACACAGAGGUCAACAUGACCCUGUCCCGUUUUUUUAGGAAGGUGUUACAACCUCAGAUUUAAAACGAGUGAAUAUCUGCAAAAAACAAACAAACAAUAAAAUUUAGUAAUUUAAAGAAAUUGAUGUAUGAUUGUAUUUUGUUGUAUUCACAUUCACAUUUAUAAUCCCCAAUUUUCCACCACCUCCGGAAUGGCUACCAAAUAGGCCGUAUCCGCUAAUCGUAACCAUUCAAGGGACUCAGAGAGAACUUUGGUUGGUAACUUUAAUCACAGUGACCUUUACCUGGACCCAAAGUGAGUCUUUGAUUCAACUUGGACAACUUCUAACAAGGAUAAUCCAUCACUUCAGUCACUGGAAUCACUGUAUCGCAGGUGCAGACAGGUGACUGUGUUGACUGGAAAUUGGACAGAAAAUUUGCCUUCUGACAUUUAUUGACUUAAGCUCAAACAAAUAUGGUUUACAACAUGCAAAUCAGCUCCUUCUGCCAUCGAUCAUUUUGACAUCUUUAUCUAAACAUCCUAACCCACACCUUUAGGUAUGAUAUCUGGAACAAAAACAGGUGAUCAGCUGUCAGUCAGUUUGGAGAUUUGAGAAGACGGUCACCUGAAGAGUCUGCAGACCAGGUGUGAACUUAAAUUCAUGACUUCAUGAUUCUGUUUGGUGUUCUGGUUUCUGACUGUAGUUUAGUUUGAGUUAUAGAAAGCUUGUUUAUUAUAUUCUGUAGUGUAUGUAUUAGAAGAACGGAAUUGAUUUAAAGUAAGUAUCUUUCUUUCUUUGUCAGGUGUCCAUCAUCAAGGAUAGAAAAUGUGGACCAACUCCUCAUCCAUCCACAACUCCUCUCUUAAUUUGUCACACAACGAUUGCACAAUUGAUUUAGCUUUUCAGAGUUAUACUGCAGCCUUCAGCCUUCUCAAAGUGGCCCUCAUCACCCCUCUUACCUUCAUCAUCCUCUAUCUGGCUUACCAAAGGUGGAAGCAGCAGGGUUCCUGGACAGCUGAGAGCCACUGUGACGUCUUCACCUACCACCUGGCUGUCAUGGAGUUGUUCACCAUUUUAGGGACAGCUGUGACACUUCUGGGCUAUUUCAGCAGGCUCAAAAUCAUGGUACAAGUUGGCAUGAACCUUGUUACUGUCCCUUACAGCGGAGAAACCCUUUUUCACGACCUGACCUGUGUGGAGCGUUACCUGGCUGUUGUUCAUCCUCUUACCUACAGGGGGCUGAAGACCGCUCGUGGGGUCAGGAUCAGGAAUGUCAUUAUUGGAUAUGUUUGGUUGCUCUCUUUAGGGUGGAUGGUUGCAGCAGGUGUGUUUAGUGCACACACGGUCAAUAUCGCACUUUUGAGCAUCAUGGUCAGCUCUUUGGUCGUCAUUUCUUUCUGCAGCUUGUCCGUUCUCUGCGCUCUGAUUCGCUCCAAGCCUGAGGAUGAAGGGCGGGGCAAAGAGAGAGUUGACCAAUCAAAGCAAAAGGCAUUUUUCACCAUUAUGGUUAUUUUGGGAGUGCUUUGGUUAGGGUUCCUGGGCUUCAUUGUUGCCCUUUUCAUGAACACCUUACCUUUAUUGAACACAAAUCUUAAGUGUAUGGUGUUUGCAUUUUCUCUCUGGUACCAUCUGCCCAGUAGUUUAGUGUUACCUCUGCUGUAUCUACACAGGACGGGGAAACUGUCAUUUUGCCUUCAGACUGGUGGAAGAGGAUAAGCACUCUGAAUUGUUUUUGCUGUUCUUUUUCUUGUAUGUACGUCACUUUGGAUGGAAGUGUCCGUUAAUUGACAUUGUAGUAUUUUAACAUUGUAUUUCGUCAUCGUCGUUGUUUUCUUCCGCUUCAUCCUGGUCUGAGUCGCGGGGGCAGCAGCUUCAGGAGGGAAGCCCAGAUGACCCUCACUCCAGUCACUUCCACCAGCUGCCCCGGGGGGGAUUCCCAGGCGCUUCCAGGCCAGGCGAGAGAUAUAAUCCCUCCACCUGGUCCUGGGCCAGCCACGAGGUCUCCUCCCGGUGGGACAUGUCUGGAACACCUCUAACGGGAGGUGUCUAGAAGACGUCCUAACCAGAUGCCCGAGCCACCUCAGCUGACUCCUCUCGACAUGGAGGAGCAGCGCCUCCUGAGUGUCUGAGCUCCUUACCCGAUCUCUAAAGCUGAGCCCGGACACCCUGUGGGCUCAGUGCAUGUACUUUAACUUUGGUAUACACUUUCUGCAGUUAUAAAUCAAGGUUAGUCUACAGCCUGGCACCAGAAGUCCAAGUCAGCUCGUCCAGGGAGCAGUCAGGACAGAAACACCAAAUAUUACUGAUCAUGUAAAAUGUUUCCCUCUCUUUCACAAACAUAGUCCUUAGAGAAUUGCUUUGUUUGAUUAUGUUGAUGUAAAUGAUCACAUGAAUAAAGUGAAGUAUUUGAAUUUACUGGCUUACCUUUUUCAACACCUGAAAAAUCUGGUUCAUAUUCAAGACGGCUUAAAGCACGAUGACAUACCUGUAUUCAAGUUAUACGAUAAACGUGUGAAUAAUGACUGGAGUGGUUCGGUUUUCUGCCCAUUAAUGGACAUUCACUGUUAUCAAUGAUAUCAUGUCUCGGUUAAAACAAACAGAUCAGUGCAAGAAGGCGGAAAGCGCUGUAACGACUUUGACUUGCAGAUUUUGCCACUCAGCUGUAAUCGCACUGACCUUCGGGAAAGAUAAAUUUGCGUACGGCCAUACCCCGUACUACAGCAUGCAAAAGAGCCCCAGAGCCCUUUCCUCACUUGUGUAUCUUAUAUACACAAAUACAUUGGAUAACACAUAUGAAUAUUCACACCCAUACCACGCAUGAAUUCAUACAUCCUUUAUUGGAGUUAGGUAGUGCUGAACAGCAGACAGUCAGUUUGAGGUAGCAGGACGAGGACAGGAAACUGCUGAGGUGGGUGUUCGGAUAUAUUUAGACGGAUUUAGUGUUUUUAGACUUUUUUUAAGGAAUUCAGGCUGUUUUGUUUGCUGGAAAACCUUUAUUCUUGUUUGGUUUGUCAUGUAUAGUUUAUUUUUUUAUUUCCUUGAGGGAACUCCGAAAGGAUAAAAAAAUUGUACCUCGUUUCACCUGAGCAACACAUACACAUUACAUAUUAUAUAUAGAUAAUGUGGAUUCACAUAAUGUACAAUACAAAUGAUCAGCAACUUGUGUGAAUACCGGAGCAAUAAUAGUGCUGAUAGAAGACCUGACCUGAAAUGACCGAAAACUAAUUCCAGCCGGUUACUCCUGGCAAUUUUUUUAAGAAUUAAAAAUAAAAUUAGAAUAAAGCUUCACCGAUUUCUCCCCGCUUUGUCUCAUCCUUUUUUUCAGAUCUGUUUAUCAUGGAAAUCUCAGUUAACUCCACCUUGUUUGGCUAUACCAACAACACUCCUGACCCCUUCUCCAAUUCCUCGGGUCCUUCUGGGGAAUGCGGCUGGUCCAGCCUUGACAUCCAGAUCCUCACAGCCUUCUACAUCUCCGACAUCGUCCUCCUCCUCCCUCUCUCUGCACUCGUCUUAUACCUGGGAUGCAAGCGGUGGAGGCAGCAGCGCUUCAAUCCGGCUGAAACGACCAGUCACUCUGAUAUCUUCACCUUCCACAUGAUGACCAUGGAGAUGAUUAUCGUCUUGGCGUCUUUCGUCUUCUGUGUCGGUUUAUACGCUGAUCUGGUUGACAUGAGGAAAUACAGUUAUCAGAUUUUCUCUUGCACUUGGUGUGCAAAACUGACCUUCCACAUGCUGACCUGUGUGGAGCGCUAUGUGGCUGUUGUUCACCCUGUCACCUACAUACGUCUCAAGAAUGAGGGUGGGGUCCGGAUCAGAAAUGUCAGCAUCGGGUGUGUUUGGUUGUUGUGUUUGUUGUGGGCACUCGUAGUAGCGUUUACCAAGGCGCAGAUUAACAUGAUCCUGUACUUCUGCUUCGUGGCUGUAUCCCUGGCUGUUGUCUCUUUUAGCAGCGUCUCAGUUCUCUGUGCUCUCAAGCGUCCUGGUCCUGGAGACGGCAGCGGCAACAAGAAGAAGGUCGAUCCGAUGAAGCGAAAGGCCUCCCACACCACCACUGCCAUAACAGGAGCGUUAUUCUUGUGCUUUGGAGGGAUGCUGUGUUGUGAUGCUCUGGAGGCUUCGCAGCUUCUGGAUAGACGUGUCGGGUGUGCAGUCUUGACCUCUGCACUCUGGUUCUCGCUGCCCGGCAGUCUGGUGUUACCGCUGCUGUUCCUACAUCGAGCAGGAACUCUGUCAUGCUGUAAGUGCAACACUAGAAGAGGUUGA